Amoebophrya sp. A120 is the source of this 5540-nucleotide messenger RNA. The record is from the annotation of a GenBank genome assembly. Lineage: Eukaryota; Dinophyceae; Syndiniales; Amoebophryaceae.
GCCAAGAACAACCGCUCUAGCACGUAAAAUCAAAAUAGGAUAGUAAAUAACGGACGGAGCUCGGAAAUUAUGAAAUAUAGGAUGAAGGAGACGAGGACGGGUUUACACAGCCAGAGCCAUUACCUCUAAGAUGCGUCUCCGAGCGUUGGCUUACCGAUUGGGCAAUCCUUGGAAGCUUUUCGCCUCAAAAUGAGUUUUUCUUUUUGCUGCGUCGCCAGCUGCUCCCUGCAACGUCUGCCCCAUCCUUGUGCGCUACGAUAGUCAGGUUUUCUGUACAGUGAGAGUGGCCGCGGCUAUAGUCUUUCCCACUGACAUUUUGGUUUUGGAAAUAACGAAACGCAAACCAAAAGGCGGUGGAAAGGCUGUUGCUUCCGCAGACAUUUGGUACUACACCUUACUUCACUUUUCUUUUCAUCGUGUAAACGCAAUUCCAGAUGUAGAAGAUGGUGCGGUCGGCUGAUUUUUUUUUUGUGUCUUGAAUUAUCUCGAACUCGAGGGGUAUGUUUUUCUUCGGUUAUUUUUGCCUUUGGAGUCGUUGCUGCCGUUUUGUUUUUCGCCAGAUAGACUGUCUUUGAAUUUUCGUGCGUGCGAGUACGAGUGUUUUGUAAUUGAUGUAUUUCUGUAUGCGACGGGGUUGUCGUAGAAUGUAGGGUCAGUCGUCACAACAAAAAAACAGGUUCUUGGGUCGUGCGUGAACGAGACUACGUCGAUAGAUUUUCAACUUCAUCCUCUUGUCAGAUCGCUUGUGCAGCUGAAGCCGACAAACGAAAGAAGCUACUUGCGAUACAACAUCAGGAAUCAUUCUUCCUCCUGUUGCCGUUGGCAGAAACGAGGUGAGACCAAGUCUGUGCCCUUGCCCAUUGUACUAGGUCCUUCAUCUUUUCUUCCGGCAAGGUACUUGAAGUUUUCUCGACUAAAAGCACCUAUUCCGGGCUUGGUCAUCAUCCCAGCGGAUCAAAGAAUAUCAAACUCUCAUCUUCAACACCCUCGAAUCAAGAAAAAGACAACAGAAUCAUGAUGGACGGACCAGCAGAUGAUGGAGACAAAGAACACGAGCCCAUUCAGGGCCCGGAUUCCUCCACGGGCCCCAUGAAGGACGGCCCGAGCCCCGAUGACUUGGUAGAGACGCGAGAGCCAGGUACCAGCAAAGAUGCACCAGCUUCAGCUUUAUUCCGUCGUCCAAGAGAGCGUCCAAGAGAGCAGUCAGGGUUAUUCCGUCGUCCAAGAGAGCAGCAGCACGACAGCAAGUCCUCCUACGGCUCUGCCGGGAGCGCUGGACACCCGGACGGGGGGGCAGAUUUAGUAAACGUAGCUACAGCGCCCGCGUCCUCCUCCAUCAGCGAGCCGAAGAACCCGAACGGGAUGACUACCUCGACGGCGGUCAAGAUUGCGAGCUCCAUGACCACCGCGGCCGAUGCCGGACUUGGUUCUCGGACUACAGGGACAUCAAAACAAGACCACGUGUCCGCACCUCCCCCCGCCCAGGAUCCUGCGCCAACAUCCGUGAUCGCUCCUGCCGCAGCUUCCGCGUCAACUCUCGUCUCCUCGUCUUCCUCCGCACCUGACGCGGGCGCGGACCAACAUCGCGGUGACGGGACUACUUCUCUGACGAAAAAGUUGCUGACCCUGAUCUCUGAAGGCUAUGCAUUGCAAAUAUGUCGGGCUCUGGAUUUGUCAUGCAAAUUUGAUGGCAGGCCAUAUUUAUCUGUUUCUGUAUAAGCACAACGAAAUGCGGUUGAGCAACUUGCGCUUCUUUGUCGUACGGGAAACCAGGUUGGUGUCAUGCGUUCUACGAAUAUGUGAAUCUGCAAUGAGCCACCCAGAAUUUGUAAUGCUGCUAUGCCGUACAAGAGGCUACUCUGCCAUGCAAAUGCAAGCUUCAACAACAUAACUUUCCAGACCCAGACAUGUUUGCAAUACAUAUCCCCGUGCUCAACGAGGAGGAGCAACACGCGCUGGCACGAACGAUCUCCGGCAAGAUCGGUGCUGAAGAACCGGUGGGUUCACUCACCGAGGAGUUGAGGGAGCGGUGGAAGAUGAUGAAUGCGUCCACCGCAAGAGGUGUGGCGGCUAAUAAGGCCAAACUCCAGCAGGACGACUCCCCCGAUGGACAGGUCGACGCGGUAGAAUUUACGGAGCAACAACUUCUGCGCAGCAACCAGGGGGGCCGCAAACUUGUUAUGCAAGUGAGAAAUCAUCAAUCGUAGUUGUGCCGACUUCGACUUCCUCUCUACCCCACCCGAUUUCUGUAUAAUUCUUGUUGAAAGUAGACUAAGUAUUUCGCAAAGAAACUACUGUACGCAUAAUUGAUGAGGGUGUCAACGGUCAUCUACCAACUGCCUGUGCCAUCGGUGGGUCCAUGCAGGUUUUUGCGGAUGGGGUAAAGAUAAAGUAGAGUUCAGUUGGCAACACAGUUUUUCCUCGGAAUACUGAGAAUCAACAAAGGAGUGCUCGGUGUUCAAUUGCAGGCCACGGUUGGCGAAGGUGUGCUGGAGGAUCAGAUCUUCGACGCACUUGUGGGAACGCUGAAAAGUUCAGUCCAAGAGUGCCGCCAAAAGGGUGACGCAAUGAAAGACGAACUGGAGAAAAUGCAGGAAGCCCUCGAUGAUGCCCGCCAACAGAAUGAGGAACGGCGCCAACAGGAUGAGGAACAACGCCAACAGAAUGAGGAACGUCUGAAAAUUCAGGAAGAGAAAACCCGCGACCUAGAAGCGGGGAAAAAAAACACCGACAGGCAACUCAAAAACACCGAGAGGCAGCUUAAGGGGCUACAAGAUGCGAAGAGGCAGGACCAGGAAAGAAUCGCGCAGCUUGAGCAGGCGAAGGCUCAUCAAGACAAGCGGACGGCCGCGCUUGAACUUGCCGAGCAGCGGCGCACGGCGUUCGAGCACGCGCAGUACCAGCUCGGCGAGAUUGCCAGCAUGCUGGAGAUUUUCUUCAAGGAUCCGGAGUGGCACGCGUGGGACGAAACCGUCGAGGACGCGGAAAUUUUGCGGGAAAUUAAAAGGGUCUUAGACGAAGUGCUUUCCAAGUGGAGCUUCGAGCAACAUACGGUGGUGCGGGAGUUGGACAGACUGUGGCGAAAGAUCCGGAAGCCGAGUAAUCACUGGCGCAUCGUCAUGUGCUCCGAGGUGUUCGAACAGUGUUUGCUCGCGUACGCGGUACAUGUGGAAGCAGUCCGGGCGGCUAAGGGGGUGCUCAAACCGGAAACGAAAGGCGUGCUCCAAGUGGUUUUAUCAACUGCAGAGAUGUCUGUGCCGGGAUCAUUUCAAUCAUGUUUGUGAAGAUGCGCCUGUGCCUGACCAUGGAUCUUGAGACCCAACCUCGAUGGCAAUCUCGUAUACCCAACCUCGAUGGCAAUCUCGUAUACCCGACAGAUUUUUGUACUAUUGCUGCCACCGAGACCUAGGGGGCGAGGACUAAGUAUUUGUAUUUCGCAUCACAACUUUGCUCAUGAUUAAAUUCCCGGACCCAGAUCUAUUUGCAAUGCAUAAGUACUUACUUCGUGGCGUAAGUGGCAAAAGGAGGUCGAGGAGUACGAGGAAUCUUUGAAGAACCCGGUGGAAACGGGACCAGCACCGGAAGUCGAGGAGCCGAAUUUUUUUGCCUUGCAUCGUCGGCAGCUGAACGAACUGCCCGGAGAUGAUGCGGCCCCCGACGCAAGCAAGAAUUCGCAGCUGCAAGUAGAACAGCCGCCAACGCACCAUGCAGCACCGGCGCUAGAACAACCACCAGCCACGUUGGGGCCAAAGAAAUCUUCUGUCAAUGCCGCGAGGCAGCGCGAUGUCCUCGAACGGGGCGGCAAAACCUCUUCCGCUGAGCAGCAGAACAAGAAGCCCGCGACCUCCUUGUUUAGUAAGCCACACAAACUUUUUUCCGCUCUCUGGUGCUCCAGGGCUGUUUGCAGGAGGAACCUCGUACUAAUUCAUUUUUGUCAUGCAACUGAUAAAACCACAUCAUGCACGUCAUUGACAUUGUAGUCUGAGCGCAGCUGCACCACGCGCAUAUCAAAACUAUUCCUGUAGAACUGCACUAUUCAGUGUGACAUUCCUUCUGCACACAGACUUUGGUCGGAGACCGGACCGUUUGUUGUUGAUAACGAAGCCGGCAAGUCGCGUCGCCGCUGGCCCGAGUACAACCGGAGCAUCCGGAUCUUCAAGCAGCUCUGGGGGAAAUAGCAAACUGGGCAACAACUACACCAGUGCGAAGGAACCAGUGUCGGCGAAGGUGGGAUCGAUGCCUUUGCGGCACAAGCCACUGCACGAGCCGAAGUACAAGCGAGAGCCGUUCUUUGCGAAGAUUUUUGAUAAAGCGACUACCUCCUCCUUUGCGCAGAACCGUCCGGCGUGGGCGUUGAAGCACGUCGGGGCGAGCGGCAAGAGCAACGCGCCGGCGGGCGAGUCCGGGGCGUCGAGCUCGUCCUCUUCCACCUCCAGGUUGGCCCAGAACAAGUCGGGACGCGAAGCCUCGACGGGGCGAAGCGGGGCCGCAUUAGAAGAGCCAUCGGCCCUUCUUGGACCACGACCGGGGGGCAGUAGUAGUAGCAGUAGCACUGGUAACACAUCUGCUUCCGGCUCCGCCCGGGUCGGGCGCGAAGCGAGAAGUCAAGCAGCGGUCGCGCCGGGCGCCGCGGGGCAACUAUACGAUCCGCUCACCGGGAGGCGUGUGGGCGUUUCGACGAAGGCGCCCCGUAGCUGCUCAGCGAAGAACAGGAAACCGCGGGUGGACCUAGUGGCGCCCUGUGAUAUGAAGCGAGUGGAGGAGCGGGCCGCGGAGAAAGCCCUACAACAGAAGUGACCGCUUUCUGUUCAUUCACCUAAGGGGAGGACUUAGUCUCGAAGAAGUUGAUAUUGAAAGGAAGGCGCGGCUCGAGAUCAGGUAAAAGUGAAGUUUUUGUCUUGCAAGCUAAAAAGAAGCGAGUGCGUGUGCGAGACAUUGACAGACUGGUCAGAAGUGGUGCUAUUUCUUGAUUGAUUGAAAUCCGAAAUAAAAUUGAAAAAACAAAACAGUUUCCGUGCAGUAUCCAAGGCAUCGAAGGCUUGAUUCGCAGUGGGGGGACCAUGAGUGAAGUUCUCUUGACGUCUCUUUCCGAUGGUAAUUUUACGAAGUUGAGAUUCUACGUGCGCAGGGCAUGUCAUGCCGACGUGUAAAAAAUUAACAGUGUUUUUGAAUUGGAAUUCUACAACGUGUGAACUCUACUUGACAGUACAGCUACACGAUUCGGCGUUUUCACCUGUUUACAGUUAUCUGACAACAAAUAAAAGUACCAAGAAAACCACACUGACUGACUUUGAUUGGUUUUUUGGCGAUACAGCUAUAAACUAAAAGCAAGAAAAAAAACACAAAACCAAAUCAUGACGAAUACCAUACAAAGAAGACUCACGAUCAUAAUCAAGAUGAAGGGCACUAGAGCAAAAGAGACUGCGAAAAAUCUAGAAUCAUACGAUCCGCAACAUUCAAAUUUUAUCUAAUUUUGGUUUUCAGCCUUCUGUCCAAUCGUUCUUACAUCGCUUUUUUGACUCGCAGCAACGCGAAGCGCC